Messenger RNA from Vidua chalybeata, 2225 nucleotides. RefSeq names its product gap junction protein alpha 3 (gene GJA3). The coding region runs from base 411 to 1949 and encodes 512 amino acids. The transcript is spliced from 3 exons. Gene Ontology annotation, cellular component: connexin complex. Gene Ontology annotation, biological process: cell communication. The record is from RefSeq and is a predicted model, not a curated record. Lineage: Eukaryota; Metazoa; Chordata; Aves; Passeriformes; Viduidae.
GCGGGGAGAAGUGUCCAAACCUCACCAAGUACCUCAGAAGAUGCAGUGGAGGACAAAACAACAAGUGUUAAUAUCCAGGAUGGUUGUGUAGGGACGUGUAAUAUCUUCCUUGAAAGUUGCCACUAACAUGUGAACACUGAUGUGCAUUUCAAGCCAGUUUUGCACUUGGAGUAAAGCUAAGUCUUAAAUAUAAAGCAUAGCCAAAAAGUCUCAAAUAUAAAGCAUAGCCAAAAUUUCUUUCAGCGUCUUAAGUAGUGCUGCACAGAAUGAUGGAGUUCACGAGCAUAACCCGAGAUGGUUCCGGGGUUCCUUGAGGACCGUCGCCCUCAUGCUCCACGGCUGUUCCGCUGUCUCCCGCUAGCUCCACAUCCUUCACACCUUUCAGCUUUACUGGUUAGAAAUCUGAAACAAUGGGUGACUGGAGCUUUCUGGGGCGACUGUUAGAGAAUGCGCAGGAGCACUCCACAGUUAUUGGCAAGGUUUGGCUGACGGUACUGUUUAUCUUCAGGAUCCUGGUGCUGGGGGCUGCUGCUGAGGAGGUCUGGGGAGACGAGCAGUCGGACUUUACAUGCAACACGCAGCAACCUGGUUGCGAAAAUGUUUGCUAUGACAAAGCCUUCCCCAUUUCUCACAUUCGCUUCUGGGUGCUGCAGAUCAUUUUUGUCUCCACUCCAACCCUCAUCUACCUGGGCCAUGUCCUGCACAUUGUACGCAUGGAGGAGAAGAGGAAAGAGAAAGAGGAGAUGAAAAAGAAGGGAAGCAGCAAAGAUGGCAACUACCCAGUAGCAGCAGCAUCUGGCAGCGGUGGUGGAGGAGGCAGCAAUAACGUCAAAGAUCAAUCUAUUGUCAAAAGGGGGAAGGAGAAGCUCCCAGUCCGUGAUGAACAUGGUAGAAUUCGUAUGGGGGGUGCCUUGCUCCGUACCUAUGUCUUCAAUAUCAUAUUCAAGACACUGUUCGAGGUGGGCUUCAUUGUGGGCCAGUACUUCCUAUAUGGCUUUGAGCUAAAGCCAGUCUACCAGUGCAGCCGCUCACCUUGUCCACACACUGUGGACUGCUUCAUCUCGAGGCCCACUGAGAAGACAAUCUUCAUCAUCUUCAUGUUGGUGGUGGCCUCAGUCUCCCUGCUGCUGAACAUGCUUGAGAUAUAUCACUUGGGGUGGAAGAAGCUUAAGCAGGGCAUGACGAGUCAGUACAUCCUAGAGAUGCCUGUUGCAACAAUGACACCAGUUAUGGUAACAGGGGAGUCCAAACCUGUUUCCCUGCCUCCGCCAGCACCACCUGUGGUGGUCACGACUGCCACACCACCCCCUGUUCUGCCUGACACCCGUGCUGUCACACCGCUGCUGACUCCAGUGACCAUGGCAUCUUACUAUGCUACAGCUGCUCCAAGACCACGGCCCCCCUCCAACACAACGUCCAUGGCAAGCUACCCUGCUGCUCCACAGGUUCCUGAGGAUAGGCACCGUGCUGUGACUCCUACACCCAUCUCCACUCCCGUCACCAUCCCGACCCCCAUCCCCACACCCACGCCAGCUGCCAUCAACUACUUCAACAGCAGCAGCCGUGCCCUGACAUCCGAGCAGAACUGGGUCAACAUGGCAGCUGAGCACCAGGGCAAGGUUUCCUCCAGCUCAGCAGGCUCCUCUACCCCCAGCAGCAUCCGGCAUCCUCUUCCUGAGCAGGAAGAGCCACUGGAGCAGCUACUCCCACCCCCAGCUGUGCUGCCCAUUGCCGCAGCCAACAGCGGCAGCAGCACCAGCCUGAGCGGGGCGAGCGGCAGCAAGUGGGAUGUGGAGGGCGAGGUGGAGCUGUCGGGGGCGCGGCCCGUCUCGGCUGCCUGCACCACGGUGGAGAUGCACGAGCCACCGCUGCUGGUAGACACGCGGCGCCUGAGCAGGGCCAGUAAGUCGAGCAGCUGCAGAGCCCGGUCAGACGACCUGGCCGUGUAAGGCGGUCGCCCCUGCUCGGGGGAGCAGGUGCUGGAAGGCAGAGUGGGCAGGGGAGCUGCCUGGGGAGGCCAGGCCUGGCGUGGGUGAGAAGGCCUGGGCUUCAAACUUAGACGCUUGCUGUUUUUGCACUCUGUGAGUUGUAGUGGGGAAAAUUAUCAACGUUUUCUAAUAGGUCAGGGGUGACCGAAGCACAGCCCGUGGGCCAGGGGACCAGUCCCACUUUUCUUCAUGUUCACAGCAGAUCCCUCAAGGGCAGCCGUAGGGGAGGCCUGCACA